UGUGUGUGUGUGUGUGUGUGUUUGUGUGUGUGCCCGCCCUUGGUACUGAGAGUGCGUGUCUGUGUAUGAGACAACUGAUGAGACACUAGACGAGAGCUCUGAGGGUGGGGAAGUGGUAGAGCUGUUACGUAGUGGUGGUAGAGCUGGUGAGACUAAAGUUCCUCAGGAUGUUUUGUUUUUCAUUUGUGACUGUGAGUCUUCUUAGGUGGUGAAGAAGACCUACAGCUGAAAGGAGAUAUUGGCACAAGUUUGUGCCAGGAACCAUCCAGAGAAGAGAAGAUCUUCUUGAGCUGGGAGAGCUAACGUAAGCGGAGCCCAGUAUUAUGGAGAAAUUCAAGGCGGCCAUGGUUCUGGGAGCGGUUGGUGAUGCCUUGGGCUACAGAAAGGGCCGCUGGGAGGGCUGCACCUCGGGCAAGAAGAUCCAAGAGGAGCUGGCCUCUCUGGGGGGACUGGGGGCCCUUAAACUGGACCCUGAUAACUGGCCCCUGAGUGAUGCAGCGCUGAUGCACAUCACCACAGCAGAGGCACUUAUAACAGAUUACUGGUGUCUGGAGGAUCUGUACCGGGAGCUGGUGCGUCUCUAUGUUGAAGCCAUGGUGUCCCUCCAGGGCAGAGCCCCUGAUCCUGCCACAGUGGAGGGCUGUCUUCACCUCAAACCUCACAACUUCCUGCUUGCCUGGCAUACACCCUUCAAUGAAAAAGGGUCUGGGUUUGGGGCGGCUGCCAAGGCCAUGUGUGUGGGUAUGAGAUACUGGCAACCUGACAGACUAGACAGCCUGGUGGAGGUCAGCAUUGAGACUGGGAGAAUGACCCACAACCACCCCACAGGCUUCUUAGGCGCCAUGACAACGGCACUGUUUGCAUCCUACGCGAUCCAGGGGAAACCUCUUGUGUCCUGGGGCCGCGAGCUCAUGAAGGUCAUCCCUCGAGCUGAGGAGUACUGCAGGAAGACCAUACGACACAUGGCAGAGUAUCAGGAAAACUGGUUCUACUUUGAGGCCAAGUGGCAAUUCUACCUAGAGGAGAGAGAGAUAGAGAAUGAAGGACAGAACAAACCUUCGUUCCCUGAUCGCUAUGAUGCUGAGGAGACAGACAAGAUGUACAAGCGCUGGAGCUCAGAGGGGCUUGCGGGCCACAGAGGUCAUGACGCCCCCAUGAUAGCUUAUGAUGCCCUUCUGGGGGCAGGGAGUGACUGGGCGGAGCUGUGUAAACGAGCCAUGUUCCAUGGAGGUGAGAGUGAAGCCACAGGCCUGAUUGCAGGCUGUUUGUAUGGCCUCAUGCACGGCCUGAGUCAAGUUCCCCAAGGCCUGUACCAGGAUUUGGACAAGAGAGAGCAUCUGGAGGAGCUGGGAAUGAAGCUGUACAAUGCAGCAUCUGCAGAGAAGUGCAUAGACAAGUAAUCCUGCUCUUCACUGGCCUGAACCCUACUGGCUAUCAGAGGAACUGCACAUGACUGUCAAACUGCUUCCCUUUGCCCCUCACUACCCUCUAGUCCUCUUUGGUUGCAUCUCAGUAGUCUUAAGUGGCAUCCUCUCCUCUGCUCAUGUUUCUUGCCUUCCUCUCCUUGAUGUUUCUGCACACAAUUGGAAAAAUUGAAGCACCUGUCACUGUAGGUGUGAGGCAGGGGAACGUCAAAAGGGAGACCAUUUAGGGCAUUGAGUUUCAACCUUUUUCUGUCAUGAGUGCUUUCCUCAGGAGCUACACCUGCAGUCAGUUUGCAUAAAUUUCCUGCUCUGUUGGUGGCAGGGAGGAACAACUUGUCUCUAUUACUCCACCUAAUAUUAUAUGACAGAACUUCGGUUUGACUUUCGACAUUUAUAACUUCUAUUUUAACUGAGAAAACUAGUUAACUUCUCAAAUGUAGCAAACAGAAGACAGUUUCCUUCUCUGCCCUUUUCCUUCUCUGAAGCUAACCUGUAUUAACAUGAAGCACAUGCUGAUGUUGUGUCAUAGAGUAUCUAAUUGUUCAAACUUUUGAUAAGGCCUAACUGAUUUUAAGAUAAGUCUCCACAGUAAGUUUAAAUAGUUUUUAAUCUAGAUCUAUCUUGGCCUUUUAAUGCAUGUAACAUGUGGUGGACAUUUUGAAUUUUAACUUUUAAAGCAUAUCAUGAUUGAGUUGAAUAGUAAUCAUUUUAUCUCCUACUGUGAUCAGUUAUUAUUUGCACUGUGAUGCUCUUAUCAGGUAUCAGUGUAUUAUAUUGUAAAACCACCAUUACAUGGUGACUAUUAAUAUAUGAACAUUAAAAUGGACUCAUAUAUAUCA
Molecule: messenger RNA, 2263 nt
Organism: Epinephelus lanceolatus (giant grouper)
Lineage: Eukaryota; Metazoa; Chordata; Actinopteri; Perciformes; Serranidae
Gene: adprhl1
Product: ADP-ribosylhydrolase like 1
Biological process (GO): protein de-ADP-ribosylation
Molecular function (GO): ADP-ribosylarginine-[protein] hydrolase activity; magnesium ion binding
Source: RefSeq, a predicted model, not a curated record